AGUCGUACGGCCAUGUAUAGAUGGAAAGUCUUUCCUUUCCAUCUCGCAAUCGUUUAAUUUCCUAGCUCAAAUCAAAAUCUACAAUUUCUUUCGCGGGAGAACAGGGGGAUGGAGAAGGCGAUUGAGAGACAAAGGAUUCUUCUCCAGCAUCUCCAGCCAUCUUCUUCGAACGGAUCUUCCGUGCUUUCGGCAUCGGUUUGUGCUGCUGGGGAUAGUGCGGGGUACCACAGAAAUGCUUCAUUCGGUGAUGAUGUUGUGGUUGUUGCGGCUUAUCGAACUCCAAUAUGCAAAUCCAAGCGAGGUGGCUUCAAAGAUACACAUCCAGAGGACUUGCUUGCCACUGUGCUCAAGGCUUUGGUAGAGAAGACAAACUUGAAUCCAAAUGAGGUUGGCGAUAUCGUGGUUGGAACGGUCCUAGCUCCUGGCUCUCAGAGAGCCAUUGAGUGCAGGAUGGCAGCAUUCUAUGCUGGAUUUCCUGAGACUGUUCCCCUUCGAACAGUUAACCGGCAGUGUUCAUCUGGUCUACAAGCAGUUGCUGAUGUUGUUGCUGCUAUUAAGGCUGGUUUCUAUGACAUUGGAAUUGGUGCUGGACUGGAGUCUAUGACUGUUAAUGGGCCUGGCUGGGAUGGUUCUAUAAACCCCAAAGCGAAUGCAUUCCAGCAAGCUCAGGAUUGCCUUCUUCCCAUGGGAAUUACAUCUGAAAAUGUUGCACAUCGGUUUGGUGUGACUCGACAGGAACAAGAUCAAGCUGCUGUUGAAUCUCAUAAGAAGGCGGCUGCAGCAACAGCUAAUGGUAAAUUUAAAGACGAAAUCAUUCCUGUGACAACAAAGAUCAUUGACCCGAAAAGUGGAGCUGAAAAACAAGUUACGAUUUCCAUAGAUGAUGGCAUACGCCCAGAGACAUCUCUUUCAGGAUUGGCAAAACUUAAACCAGCCUUUAAGAAGGAUGGAAGCACGACCGCUGGCAAUUCAAGUCAAGUCAGUGAUGGUGCCGGAGCUGUACUUUUGAUGAGAAGGGAUGUAGCUGUCCGAAAAGGGUUCCCAAUUCUUGGAGUAUUUAGGAGUUUUGCUGCUGUUGGAGUGGACCCGGCUAUAAUGGGUAUUGGUCCUGCUGUUGCAAUCCCCGCUGCUGUAAAAUCUGCUGGCCUUGAGAUUGAUGAUAUAGAUCUUUUUGAAAUAAAUGAGGCUUUUGCUUCUCAAUUUGUAUAUUCAUGUAAGAAGCUUGAGCUGGAUCAUGCUAAAGUUAACGUCAAUGGAGGUGCCAUUGCUCUUGGGCAUCCUUUGGGUGCUACAGGUGCCCGUUGUGUGGGUACUUUAUUACAUGAGAUGAAGCGGAGAGGCAAAGAUUGCCGGUUUGGAAUAGUUUCUAUGUGCAUAGGAUCUGGAAUGGGCGCUGCUGCUGUAUUUGAAAGAGGUGAUGCUGUCGAUCAACUCAGCAAUGUAAGGCAGAUUGAAACCCCCAAAUUCUUGUCUAAGGACGCCUUAUAGAACUGGUUUCCUUUCGGGAGUCGAUAAUUAAAUAAAUGAAGCGUCUCCAUAGAUAUUCGUAUUAUCUAAGAGGCUCUUUCAAUUCGUGUUGUUUAUGAAUGGAACGAGUAAAGAUGUUUGUUUAUUAGUACCUACCCUUAUAUUCCUCCAUCUUAUGUUCAAAUAUUUCAUUCAUAUUAUAUAAUCGGUUUUAAAC
Dendrobium catenatum is the source of this 1684-nucleotide messenger RNA. RefSeq names its product 3-ketoacyl-CoA thiolase 2, peroxisomal. Gene Ontology annotation, biological process: phenylacetate catabolic process; fatty acid beta-oxidation. Gene Ontology annotation, molecular function: acetyl-CoA C-acyltransferase activity. The coding region runs from base 109 to 1488 and encodes 459 amino acids. Gene Ontology annotation, cellular component: peroxisome. The record is from RefSeq and is a predicted model, not a curated record. Lineage: Eukaryota; Viridiplantae; Streptophyta; Magnoliopsida; Asparagales; Orchidaceae. The transcript has 14 exons.